This is a messenger RNA of Cottoperca gobio, 3395 nucleotides long. RefSeq names its product kinesin-like protein KIF3B. Gene Ontology annotation, cellular component: microtubule. The transcript has 8 exons. The record is from RefSeq and is a predicted model, not a curated record. Gene Ontology annotation, molecular function: ATP binding; microtubule binding; microtubule motor activity. The coding region runs from base 116 to 2404 and encodes 762 amino acids. Lineage: Eukaryota; Metazoa; Chordata; Actinopteri; Perciformes; Bovichtidae. Gene Ontology annotation, biological process: microtubule-based movement; mitotic cell cycle.
GGCAAUUGAAGCUGCUUGCACCUGCACAGAGAAGAAACAUUGUGAGAGGACCCCGCCCGAGAAAAAAAAUGGCUUUUUAAACGUGGUGAGGAUACUUUUUACAUUUCUGACCAAAAUGUCUAAAAGCAAACAUUGCGAGGCGAUCAGGGUGGUGGUCCGCUGCCGGCCCUUCAGCAGGACAGAGCAGACUGUGGACUGGGAAAACAUUAUGCAGAUUGAUGACAGACUGGGGCAGAUCACUCUCAGGAACCCGAAGGCACCACCUGAUGAGCCAAUGAAAGUAUUCACGUUUGAUUCUGUGUACGGCUGGGAUUCAAAUCAAAGGGACAUCUAUGAUGAUGCCGUGAGACCUCUGGUGGAGUCCGUGCUCCAAGGCUUCAACGGGACUACGUUUGCGUAUGGUCAAACCGGGACAGGUAAAACACACACCAUGCAAGGGGUUUCAAACGACCCGGAGUUGAGAGGGAUUAUACCAAAUUCAUUUCAGCACAUUUUUACACAAAUAUCCAGAACUCAGAAUCAGAAAUACCUGGUGAGGUCAUCGUACCUGGAGAUCUACCAGGAGGAAAUCCGAGAUCUGCUGUGCAAAGACAACAACAAGAAACUGGAGCUUAAAGAAAACCCUGACUCUGGUGUUUAUGUGAGGGAUCUCUCUUCAGUGGUGACUAAGAACGCCACUGAGAUUGAACAUGUGAUGAACAUAGGCAACCAGUCCAGGUCUGUGGGCUUCACUAACAUGAAUGAACGCAGCUCUCGCUCUCAUGCCAUUUUUGUCAUCACAGUCGAGUGCAGUGAGGUCGGGCCAGAUGGCGAGGAUCACAUCCGUGUUGGGAAGCUGAACAUGGUUGACCUGGCUGGCAGCGAGCGCCAGAGCAAGACAGGUGCGAAAGGGAUGCGACUAAAGGAAGCAGCCAAAAUCAACCUGUCCCUCUCGGCACUGGGGAAUGUCAUUUCAGCCCUGGUGAACGGGAAGAGCACCCACGUCCCUUACAGAGACUCCAAACUGACCCGCCUGCUCCAGGACUCACUGGGUGGCAAUGCAAAGACAGUCAUGAUAGCCACAGUGGGGCCAUCGCACAAGCACUUUGAUGAAUCCCUGGCCACGCUGAGGUACGCCAGCCGGGCCAAGAACAUAAAGAACAAACCUCGGAUUAACGAGGAUCCCAAAGAUGCCCUGCUGAGGGAGUUUCAGGCGGAGAUUGCACGCCUGAAAGCCCAGCUGGAUGAGCGAGGGAUACUGGCAAAGGAGAGGAGGAGGAGAAGGGAUAGCAAAAGACUGAGUAAAACUGGUAUGGAAGAGGACAUGUUCAGAGAGAGGGAUGCGGAUGUGUGGAAGGCUUUUGAGGAGGAACCAGAGGUGAGACAUCGUAUGAAAGACGGAGGUGACAUCCCCAUGGCUCUGCUCUGCCAGGGGAGCGGGGAGAAGUUAAAGCACCUGAAGGACAACAGAAAAAGUUUAGUGGACAUGCAGUGGGAUCAAGACGCUUUGGAGAAGAUCAUCGAGAAAUAUAAGGCUAUGGAGAGCAAACUGUUAAUUGGGGGAAAGACUAUAACUGAUCACACGAAUGAACAGCAAAAAAUGCUGGAGCUGAAGAGGCAGGAAAUUGCAGAACAGAUAAGACGAGAGAGAGAGAUCCAGCAGCAGAUGAUGAUGCAGGACGAGGAGACUUCAGAAAUGAGAGAAACCUUCUCCUCGCUGCAGCAGGAGGUGGAACACAAGACAAAAAAGCUGAAGAGGUUGUACGCCAAACUACAGCUGGUGAAGGCAGAAACGAGAGACGUCAUCGAUGAACACGUAAUAAUCAGGCAGGAGCUCGAGCAGACGCAGACCGAACUCACCAGAGAACUCAAGUACAAAUAUCUCUUGAUUGAGAACUUUAUCCCUCCAGAGGAAAAGAACAAGAUCAUGAACAGGCUGCACUUUGACAGUGAGGAGGAUCAGUGGAGACUCCAGUCCGCUGUUCCAUCAGAGAGUGCUCCCACUCAGGUCAAGAGGAGGCCUCUCUCAGCGGUGGGUUACAAGAGGCCAAUCAGCCAAUACGCACAGAUGGCUGUUUCCACGGCAACUGGGGCCCCGUCUAGAUACCAGGCUGAGAACAUAAUGCUGUUGGAGUUAGACAUGUCUCCACCGACCAUGUUCACCUUGAACCUUAAUGGCGCUCACCUGGAGAGAGCCUUCUCUCCCAGGCUGAUGCGGGAUCUUCUGGUUACUGCUCCCAUGAGAGAGAGGAGCACUGCGUCGUCACGGGUCAGGAAAUCACAAUCAUGGUAUCAGGCCCCACAAGCAGCACACAUCCCAUCAUCCUCAUCAUCCACCAGUCUGUCAUCAGGAUCUCAGAGACAACGAAGACCAUCCUCCGCUGCCUAUCUUCCACUGGGAGGUCCGAUUCAGAAAAGCCCCUGAUAUGUGUCAGCACAAUUGUACACAGGGCUGGCCUUAGUUCAAAGUGGCAUAAAGGACUCCAGACAUGGGGGGGAAAUAUUAUGCCUUGAUUUUAAAUAGAUUUCACACUUUGUUUUGAGAAAGAAUCACUUUAGUAAGCAUGCAUUCAACCUAAAAGGAUCUAUCGGAUUUGUUUUUAAGUGGGGUUGUACGAGUACUUAUUAAUAGUCAGUGUAUUAACUACAGUAUGGAGAAACCGACAGAGAAGCAAUGUGCUGCUGUGGACGGGCACAUUUCAGACACCUAAAAAAAAUCUAUAUCAGUUUAAGUGUUCUCUAUAUUUAGAAUAUUUUCCCCACUUUACCUUUCCUUCAGGCUGUUGUCUAUGCUCUCUUCAAAGCCACCAGACUCCAUUGACAAAAGCAGUAAUUUUACCUUGCAGAACGCAGGAGUUUCUGGUUUAUCGCUGCCUCGAUCGUUUAGUUUGUGUUAUUGUGAGACUUAGGCGAUCUGAACUAACCUAGUAGGUAAUACACUGACUAAGAAUAAGUACCUUAUAUAACCCCACUUCAAGAAAUCUGAACCAUCCCUUUACCCGGGAAGACAAACAUAAUUUUUGCCUACAGUUGCCUAAAACACAUGUAGUUCUUCUUGACUUACUCCAGUCUUAACGAAUAGCACAGCCAAAAAAGUAAUCUUCUGAAACCAGAAGACUACUUUAAAUUGUUUGGAGGAUCUUUACAGUUCUUAUUUUUUAAUUUGAUUACAUUUUUUUUGAGAAUGUAUCUGUUCUUUGCCAAAACACUAGAUGGUGAUGGGGGGGGGAACUGAGGGGAGGGGCUCCCUGGUUUAGCCUGUAUGCUUGAUUAACUGUGGCUUCAAUUUCUAGCUGAUGUAAUUGUGAGCAAAAAAUGUGAAGAAAGCCUGCAAUGCUCUCUUGAUUAGCUGCCUUAUUUUUUCGUGCAAAGUCCAUUUGCUUACACAUGGAAAUAAACACUGACAUGAUCUUGAA